Messenger RNA from Protopolystoma xenopodis, 120 nucleotides. NCBI's taxonomy places the organism in Eukaryota, Metazoa, Platyhelminthes, Monogenea, Polystomatidea, Polystomatidae. The record is from the annotation of a GenBank genome assembly.
AUGACCGCCACUGUUUGUGCAGCGAUUACGGACAAACCUCACUUUGUGCUCUCAAGCGGCGUCACUCUUUGCCCACUCUCGAAGGAAUGUGGCGGAGAGAGAGAGAGUGAAGAGUGGAGU